CCGUGCAAUUUAUUAUUUAUAUUUGCACGCACUUAUUCACACUCAUGGCCGUUUCCACCGACAAAUUUAAGUGGAGCUUAGUUUAAGCGUAGCUUAAAAUCCAUGGCAACGAUUAUUGAGACAAUGGUUGCCAUGGAUUUUAAGGUACGCUUAAGCUAAGCCCGGCUUAAAUAUGUCGGUGUAAACGGCCAUCAGGUUCGUUAAAUUCAUUGAGUAGGUUUAGGUUUCCCUUUGUGAAAUCGUUAUUGGCAAGCCACUGCCUGGUCCAAAAAUGUCGUCGUCUUCUUUGUUUCUUUUUUUUAAAAGAGCAACAGCAGACGCAAUAACUAAAGAUGCGGCAGCAAUAUCCAUUUUUGAAUUCCUCGUAAAUAGGUUAUUUCAGUUUUAACUUUAAAUAACAAACCUGUAUAUAGCAUAAGGAGGUAAUGUUCUCCAGUGCAUACCACUUUAUUUUUUUUAUAAAUUAAAUGUUACUAAAAUAGUUACUAAAUUGCAAGAAAAAUUGCAAGAAAAAUAGCACAAGUUCUAUAACCAGAAAAUUGCAGAAUGUCUUGCUGCAAUAUUUGGUGCAAGAAAUUGCACGUGCAAUUUUAACAUACACGGAGCAAUUUUUCGUGCAAUUUCUUGCGGCAAUGAAUUGCUGCAAAAAUUGCAAUAAAAAUUGCAUCGUCUAAUACGGCCUUUAUAAAAAAUAACCAGUUUCGAAUUCUUGUCCAUGGGCCAGAUCGCAUUCCCCUGGUGGCGCCCGAGUUUUGCGUCCCGUGCCGACAACUUCCAUUUGAGUUGGAAUUUUAUUCUUGGAUUUCGCUAAUCAUACCGUUUCAUUUUAAAGCCAGCGAUUUGCGGGGACUUUUGAGACACAGUGUAUAAUAUAACCCAUCGAUACGCCACUGGUGUGGGCCGGUAUGAACUUGCAAGUUUACCCUUAUCGGUGCUUCUACUUGAGUUACAGCCAGAACUUUGUCUACGUGACAGCUAAAUAGACUGUGAGCUGGUAUUUUGUAUCGAAUUGUUUAGUAUCAAAAUAUAUUUUUAUAAACAAAAAUGUAAUUAUAAUUGAUUAUUUAUGCUAGAUAUGGACGGACCACUCGUAAAAAUUGACCCAAGGCACGAAGAAGAAAUUCAUUCCGAUCUUCAAGAUAACAUUUUAGUAACCAACGAAGUAUUGCUGACGAUAAAAGAUGAAAUUAUCAAUACUGCACAGUGCUCCAAAUCGCUUGAUGAAGUACAACAAACUGAUUGUGGAUGGAAUAUUAAAAAUGAAAUUUCCACACACACAAAAAAUAGAGGGUUUAAUUGUGGUCACUGUGAUUAUAGAACAAAGAAUAAAAUACUGCUUCAAAAGCAUAUUUUAAGACAGGGACAUAACACGCUACAAUGUGCUAAUUGUGAAUACAAGACCAGUAAUAAAUGUUACUUUAAACAACACAUGUUAAAACACGAUUCUAAAGAUUUUAAAUGUGGUAAUUGUGAUUAUAAGACGAGUAACAAAUAUUAUUUUAAACAACACUUUGUAAAACACACCAAUUCUAAAGAUUUUAAAUGUGCUCAUUGUGAUUAUGCAACUAAUAAUAAACAAAAUCUCAAACGACACCUUGUGAAACACAUCGAGUCCCAAAUUUUGGAAUGUGCUCUUUGUGAUUAUGGAACAAAUAAUAAACGAUAUCUUAAACGACACGUUUUAAGACAUAUGGCGUCUAAAGGGUUUAAAUGUGCCAAUUGUGAUUAUGAGACAAAUAACAAAUACUACCUUAAGCAACACAUUUUAAAACAUAGAGAUUCUAAAGUCUUUAAAUGUGCAAAUUGUGAUUUUGAGACAAAUAAGAAACAGAACUUUAAACGACACCAUUUAAAUCAUUCCGAUUCUAAAGAUUUUAAAUGUCCUAAUUGUGUUUACAAGACAGGGAAUAAAUACUACUUUAAACAACACGUUUUAAAACAUACAGAUUCUAAAAAUUUUACAUGCGCUACUUGUGAUUACCAGACAAAUUACAAUUACUAUUUUAAACGUCAUGUUUUAAAUCAUACGAUUUCAAACUGUUUUAAAUGUGCAAAUUGUGAUUAUGAGACACAUAACAAAUACUACUUCAAGCAACAUCUUUUAAAACAUGCCGUUUCUAAAGAUUUUAAAUGUGCUAAUUGUGAUUACAAGACGAGUAAUAAAUACCACUUUAAACAACACCUUUUAAAACACACUGAUUCAAAAGAUUUUAAAUGUGCCAAUUGUGAUUACAAGACAAGUAACAAAUACUACUUAAAACAACAUCUUCUCACUCAUACCGAUUCUAAAGAUUUUAAAUGUCCUCAUUGUCUUUAUGGAACAAAUAAUAAACAGUAUCUUAAACGACACCUCUUAAAACAUAUCGAUUCUAAACAUUUUAAAUGUGCUCAUUGUGAUUAUGGAACAAAUAAUAAACGAUAUCUUAAACGACACGUUUUAAAACAUAUGGAUUCUAAACGUUUUAAAUGUGUCAAUUGUGAUUUUGAGACAAAUAACAAAUACUACUUUAAACAACACCUUUUAAAACAUUAACACAAUAAUUCCGUUGUGGGUGGUGGCUUAUGUUUGUGAAUGUGGAUGUGUUAUGAUUAGUGUACCACGACACCAACGCUGUGCCUUUGUUUGACGUUAAAAGCAGACUUCAUACUUACCACUUUUUCUAGUUUAAAACGUAUUUGAUUGUUUCAUAAUUUAUUGCAGUUCUUUGAAACGGAGAAAAGGUGUAUCACAAUAGAAAUAGGGGAACAUACCAUAAAAGUAAACAAAACUUACUCCGAGAGUUUAAUUAAUAAGGCUAUAAAGUAAUAUUUUAUAUAUAAAGAUAUAAAAAUUUUAUUCAAUUGCGCGUUUUAUACCUUAAUAAUAAAAUCAUACCUAUGGUGUAUCACAAUAGAAAUAGGGGACCAUACCAUAAAAGUAAACAAAACGUGCUCCGAGAGUUUAAUUAAUAAGGCUAUAAGGUAAUUUUUCAUAUAUAAAAGAUAUAUUUAUAAACAUUUUAUUCAAUUGCGCGUUUUAUUCCUGAAUAAUAAAAUCAUACCUAUUGUGUAUCACAAUAGAAAUAGGGGAACAUACCAUAACAGUUAACAAAACUUGCUCCGAGAGUUUAAUUAAUAAGGCU
This is a messenger RNA of Photinus pyralis (common eastern firefly), 3122 nucleotides long. Its product is annotated as gastrula zinc finger protein XlCGF46.1-like. Lineage: Eukaryota; Metazoa; Arthropoda; Insecta; Coleoptera; Lampyridae. The record is from RefSeq and is a predicted model, not a curated record. Gene Ontology annotation, biological process: regulation of DNA-templated transcription. Gene Ontology annotation, molecular function: RNA polymerase II cis-regulatory region sequence-specific DNA binding; DNA-binding transcription factor activity, RNA polymerase II-specific. The transcript is spliced from 2 exons. Bases 1067 to 2533 code for a protein of 488 amino acids.